Messenger RNA from Scophthalmus maximus (turbot), 6810 nucleotides. RefSeq names its product zinc finger protein 236-like. Gene Ontology annotation, molecular function: RNA polymerase II cis-regulatory region sequence-specific DNA binding; DNA-binding transcription factor activity, RNA polymerase II-specific. Gene Ontology annotation, biological process: regulation of transcription by RNA polymerase II. Bases 90 to 5735 code for a protein of 1881 amino acids. Gene Ontology annotation, cellular component: nucleus. NCBI's taxonomy places the organism in Eukaryota, Metazoa, Chordata, Actinopteri, Pleuronectiformes, Scophthalmidae. The record is from RefSeq and is a predicted model, not a curated record. The transcript is spliced from 31 exons.
CCGCCGCGUCUCUACGGAGACGCCAUUUUGGAAAAAAAAAAAAAAAGCCGAACCCGUUCACAGCACAACCCGCCCCGAGUACUGGAACUAUGCCGCGGGGCCGGCCUCGCAAACUGAGAGUCAAAAGCAGCGACGACGCAGAUGCGGAUUCCGGUGAGACGAAAGGCGAAGGCGUCAGCGAUGGCGAGCUCAAGGACAAGAAGUGCACGAUAUGCAGUCAGGUCUUCACCACUGAGAGCCAGCUGCAGAAGCAUCUACGCGUGCAUGAGGUCAACGACAAGCCCCAUCGAUGUGACUGUUGCUCACAGACAUUUAACGUGGAGUUCAACCUCACCCUCCACAAGUCCACACACACCACCUCUGACUUCACCUGCCCCGUUUGCCACAAAAGGUUCUCGCGCAUCGCCAGCCUCAAAUCCCAUGUCAUGCUGCACGAGAAGGAGGAGAAUUUGAUCUGUGCAGAGUGCGGAGAUGAGUUUGUCCUCCAGAGCCAGCUCUCUCUGCACAUGGAGGAGCACCGCAAGGAGCUGUCGGGCGUCAAGGUCUACACCUGCAAGACCUGCGGCAAGGAGUUUGAGACGUCCGCGCACCUCAAGGAGCACACAAAGAGUCACGCCAAGAUGAGGCCGCUCACCUCCAGUUCAAGAAACUACAAGAAAAACAUUGACCGCACUGGGUUCACCAACAGCUGCCAUCACUGUGGAAAAGCUUUCAAAAAGCCCAGCCAGCUUGUCAGACACAUACGAAUACAUACAGGUGAGAGGCCCUACAAGUGCUCACAUUGCGGCAAGGCUUUCAACCAGAAGGUGGUGCUGCAGACCCACAUGGUGAGGCACACCGGGGAGAAACCUCACCUCUGCAUGUUCUGCCCCGCUUCCUUCUCCCAGAAGGGGAACCUGCAUUCCCACGUUCAAAGAGUUCACUCUGAGGUUAAAGGGAUGACGCUGUUCCCAUGCAUGGACUGCAGCUGUGUAUUCAAGAAGCUGGGCAGCCUUAACGCCCACAUCAGCAAAAUGCACAUCUCUGUGAUCGAGGUCCCCUCCAGCACUCCGGAGACGGAGACGACAGGUCAGGGUCCGGGGGGGUCAGAGGGCGGCGAAGGGGUGACAGAUGUCAUCCAGCAACUUCUAGAGCUGUCUGAACAGGUCAGCGGGGAGACGGCCCAGCCCCAACCUCCAGAGCCAGCUAUUGCCAUGGAAACUGCCAUCAACCAGGACAUCUUGCAGCAAGCUCUGGAGAACAGCGGGCUGAGUGUGGUCCAGCCGCAGCCAGGCGAGGCCACAUCCAGAGAUUCACAGAACCAGACCACAGGGGGCGCUGCAGUAGAACACAAGAAAGUACAAGGCCCAGAAAGACUGGCAAGGGAGAAGAAAAGGAGCAUUUUCAAGAAACCCAUACAAAUGCCAGGCUCCAUCAGGGAAGAGAAUGGCGUUCGCUGGCAUGGCUGCCCGUACUGCUCCAAGGAGUUCAAGAAACCAAGUGACCUGGUUCGCCACAUCCGCAUCCACACCCACGAGAAGCCUUUCAAGUGCAAACAGUGCUUCAGAGCGUUCGCCGUCAAAAGCACCCUCACGGCACACAUGAAGACGCACACGGGCAUCAAGGCCUUUGAGUGUCAGUGCUGUCUGAAGUGCUUCUCCACGUCAGGCAGCAUGAAGGUGCACAUGCGGCUGCAUACAGGUGUACGUCCUUUUCCCUGCCCUCACUGUGACAAGAUCUUCCGCACAUCAGGCCACAGGAAGACGCACAUUGCUUCUCACUUCAAAAGCCUGCAGCAGAAGAAGCACAAAUUUCCACGGAAAAGCAACAAAGCCAAAGUGUCAAAGAGUAAUCUACCUCUGCCUGAUAUUCCCCUGCAGGAACCCAUCCUCAUCACUGAUUUCGGCCUCAUCCCGUCCCAGAACCCUCGGUUGGCUUUCCAGCAGUACCUGGAGGUGGUGGGCAGUGACCGGCCCUAUAAGUGCCAGUUCUGUAGUAAGGCCUAUAAGAAAUCAAGCCAUCUGAAACAGCAUGUCAGGUCUCAUACAGGAGAACGGCCCUACAAGUGCGUGCAGUGCAGUCGGGGUUUCGCCUCCUCUGGGGUGCUCAAAGCUCACAUCAGAACGCACUCGGGACUCAAGGCGUACAAGUGCCUGAUGUGCGACACGACGUUCACCACCAGCGGCAGCCUGCGACGCCACAUGACCACGCACAGCGACCUGCGACCUUACAUGUGCCCCUAUUGCCAGAAGACUUUCAAGUCAUCACCCAACUGCAGGAAGCACAUGAAGACACAUAGGUAUGAGCUGGCCCAGCAGCUGCAGCCCCAGUCAGCAGAGGACCCACUAGGAGCAGACUCUGUGGCCCACGAUAUGCAGGUGGAAAUCGAGGGCGACUCCCUCCAGCAACCACCUGCCACCGCUGCAGAGCAGCAAAGCAUGCUGGGACUGAGUCAGACGGAGGUUGUGAACGGAGGUCAACAAGUGACACUGGAGGCACCGCUGGGUGAUCAACCACUGGUACAGGGAGAAGACUCGUAUGUGACUACCCAGCAUGCCUUGCCUGAGAAUAUCAGCCAGUUUGAGACACAAGCACUUCCUCAGCCUGCCUUCGACCAGCAAGCUCUAACGCAAGGCUUCACCAUCACGGAAUCCAACUACAAUCAGUCCCAGUACUCCACCGUGCAGCAGCUGCAGGAUUCCAGCACCCUGGAGUCCCAGGCCCUGUCCUCCAGCUACCACCCCCCGAAUCUGCUGCACGUUCCCAGUGCUGAGGUGACGAAUGGGCUUCUUCAGCAGAGCAGUCAGGAUGAGCUUCAGCUGACCGAGACACAGGACUACCAGGACAGCAGUGAGGACAACAUCAAGAGAGUCUACAGGUGCACUUGGUGUAAUAAAGGCUUCAAAAAGUCAAGUCAUCUGAAGCAGCACGUGCGCUCCCACACCGGGGAGAAACCGUACCGAUGUCACCUCUGCGGACGAGCCUUUGUGUCGGCCGGCGUGCUGAAGUCCCACCUCAACACACACACGGGAGUGAAGCCCUUUAAGUGUAACGUAUGCGAUUCCUCAUUCACCACCAACGGAAGCCUGAACCGCCACAUGAUCAUUCACAUCAAAUCUUUCAAGUGCUCCGUGUGCGACGAGAGCUUCAGGACCAGCCUGCUGUGUAAAAGGCAUAUGAAGAAGGAGCACGCCGUUGAUGAUCAAAUCAUAGUUCUGGAUUGUCAUGACAUUGACGAGGACGACGAAGAUGACGAAGGCGGGCAAAAGCUGUCAAAGAGGAGGGGUUUGGAGAUCAUCACUUUCACCGAGGAGCAGACGGCCGAGCUGGCCAAGGAUCCCGGUGAGGAGGCGACAGUGUCAGAGCGGAUCCUCGCCCAGUCGGCGGCCGAGAGGGAUCGCAUCAGCGAGAUCAAGGACAAGGCCGUGGAGCUGGAGACGGAACCCAAGUUUCCAAACUGUUGCAGUUUCUGUCCCAAGAGCUUCAAGAAGCCCAGUGACCUCGUCAGGCACAUCAGGAUCCAUACAGGAGAAAGACCGUACAAGUGUGAUGAAUGUGGGAAGAGUUUUACAGUGAAAUCUACCCUGGACUGCCAUGUGAAGACACACACAGGUCAGAAACUGUUUAGCUGUCACAUGUGCAACACCUCCUUCUCCACAAAGGGCAGCUUAAAGGUGCACAUGCGCCUCCACACCGGCUCCAAACCCUUCAAAUGUCCCUUCUGUGAGCUGCGCUUCAGAACGUCGGGCCACCGCAAAACCCACAUCCAGUGCCACUUCCGGCCGAACAGCGACAACCGCAGGUCCAAGCGGUUGGCCUCGUCUGCCAGUCAGGCCGGUCAGGGUCAUGACCCAGGGACGGCGCAGGCCCCGGGUCAGGGCCAGGAGCCGGCUGCGUCAGAAGCUCUUCAGUCUGUGGGUCUGCUGCAAACGUCCAACUCUGACCCCAGCAUUUACCUCCCGGCCAAUCAAGUCCUGACAGGGCAGUUUGACCAGAGUCUGCUGCAGCAGGGACUGGUGGGACAGGCCAUCCUUCCUGCCUCAAUGUCCGCUGCAGGGGACCUGACUGUCUCUCUCCCAGAUGGCCUGACCACACUGGAUGGCAUCCACCUGCAGCUGACGCCUGCUAACCUGGUCUGCCCCAACGUCCAGAUCUCUGGCAUCGAUGCCAAUAACAUCACAUUACAGAUUGACCAUGCCCUCCUCCAGCAGACGCUGCAACAGGGUGGUCUCCUCUCUCAUCCCCUGAGCGUCGACACCGGCCUCGUCUCCCACUCCAACUGCCAGCUCCUGUCCACCACCGACCCCUCGGUGUCCGCCAACGUUGUCCUGCACCCACUGACCAGCCUGGCCCUGCAGCCCUCCACCAUCACACCUGCUCAGGUCACAAUGGCCGGCCUCUCUGAGCAGGAUGCUGCAGGUUCGUUUGCUGGCAAAAAAAAAAAAAAAAAAAAGACUAAGCACACACCCUCCUUUAUGAGCACAAUAACUGAUGCCUCCUUUCCGGUGGACCCUGCAGGCUCACAGGACCUCGGCCAUGUCAUGAGCAGCUCGGGCCUGGUCGCCGGAGGCAGCGGCGGUCAGGAGAUCACACUGACCAUCAACAACUCCAGUCUUACACAAGCCCUAGCCCAGGUACAGGCCCAGGCCUCAGCUGCUGGUUCUAGCGCUGCAGCGGGGAACCCUCAAGAGAUCACCCUCACUAUAUCAGGUCAGGAUCUGCUGCCUCAACAUAGCAACCCCAAUGGCGGCGAGAUCAAUGGAAGCAUCAGGCUGACAUCACCGCUCAAUAGCCAAACCACCAGUGCAACCUUGACCAUCACCAAUGACCACCUCCUACCUCAGAGCCCCGCCGGCACUGGAUUGGCAGUAACCAGCCUGCCACCGAGCACCACGCUUUCACACACUGCUGCAUCCCAGAGCCUGGUGAUGUCACCAGGGGGCGUCGCCAGCGAUGGCAGUGUUACACUAACCCUUGCCGAUGCACAGGGUAUGCUGGAUGGUGUCACUCUAAACCUCAAUGCACAGGGUCAGACAUUUGAGUCCAGCCUACAAGGGCAGUCAGCAAGCUCAGGCCAGCAGGUCAUACUGGUCAGUCACCAUUCGCAGUCUGCAAACGGGGCGUCUGACAACGGAUAUAACAUUUCUGACGAUGGGCGUAAGAAGGACGCCCAGAUGGAGGGCGAAAAUCGGAACCAGUGUUACUACUGUAACCAGGUGUGCCAGAAUGCCAACUCACUGCGACGCCACUGCAGGCAAGCUCAUGGCAAGGACCGCUGUCACGUCUGCGGCGUCUGCAACAAGGCUUUCAAGCGUGCCACACACCUGAAGGAACAUGAACGGGUGCACCAGCCAGGCCCCUCACCCAGCUCCCAGAAACCCAGAGUCUUCAACUGCUCGUCCUGCGUGAAGGCCUUCGCCAAGCGCAGCCAGCUGGAGAGACACAACCGAACACACACAGGCGAGCGUCCCUUCAAAUGCAGUCAGUGCGACAAGGCCUUCAACCAGAAGAGCGCUCUGCAGGUCCACAUGGUCAAACACACUGGAAAGAAGCCCUUCAAGUGUGAGGUGUGCAGCAUCAGGUUCACGCAGAAGAGCAACAUGAAACACCACAUGAAGAGAUCCCACGGCUACGGUCAGAUCCAGGAAGUGUCCCUGAGCCAAGAGGAAGCAGCGGCUCAGGUGGAGGUGUCUCCCGAGCUCGACCUGGAGGUUGUGCCCGAGUCAUCCGGAGACUGGCAGAAUGUCUUCUCCUGACCACAGACCACGAGUCCCGAGAGUCAAAAAAGCACUGAGUUUUACAACUGAACAACAAAGCUCCGCCAAACAUAUUCUUCCGCUCAAACACGGUCAUUUGGUGAAAGGAAGAUUGAAGACUUAUUUAGAUUUUCUCCACUGUAGAUCGAGGGGCUUUCACGGCGACAGCGGUCCCCUGCUGUCGGUCCUCAUUAGCAGCGGAGUCAAGGGGGAGUCUGGUGCCCUCUGAUUGGCCCUAAUGACUUUUAUCUGUUUUGCUGCUGCCGUCUGAUUGUCAUCAAUAUGAUAACCUCCGGAGAGGUUCGGCUCAAUGAACCCGGGCAUCGUCCCAGAGACUCCUCCAGUCGGCCGGGAGACGCAGGUCCCUCUGAUGCCCCGCCCCCCUGUUCGAAAGAGAAGAAAUGGAGAAGAAGAAAACGUUUCCCCCCGGAGACGAGUGUCUCGUCUCGUCAUCAUCGGCCCUGCUCACGGUUACAAACCCGCGGAGCCGCGAAACAACUGCACUGCUGUCAUCUGCUUCAAAAGCAUCUGUGUUUACAGCACCUAACAGAAAUCUUUUUUCACUGGUUUACAUUUUUCUUUUUACUUAUUUAUACUGUACAUAUUUUUGUUUUGAAGUGAAAUGUCAUUUGCAUUUUGUUCCGUGUAUCUUUUAGUCACAAAUCAGCGUCAAACGGUUACAUUUGUAGAGAUUGCCGGUGAGCUGUGAGGACGCCGUUUUGGAUCUGAAGCCGCGGCAGCUUAUUUUGGACGGAUCAUCGCGAACGUCAGCAUCAUGUCGAUUUCCUUGUAGUCGUCGUGUCGUUUGAUCCCGCAGCACUGACCUUAUCAUUACUGUAGUGCAUUUUGUAAAUAGUGUAGUUAGAUGACGUAUAUAUAUUUUCUGAUGGUCUGCCCCAAACAUAGGUUGUUUGGAAAUAUGUAAUUUGGGCAUAAUGUUGUAUUUGUUAUGAAUCAAAGCCAAUGUACAGACAAUAAGCUGUUUGUUUUUUUCCCACACUCUUUUUUUGCAGUUGUAUUUUCUAUUGUCCAUAAUAAGUUAAGGAGAUUAAAGUAAUUUUUCUACAAAUUUAAA